Molecule: messenger RNA, 747 nt
Organism: Oncorhynchus masou masou (cherry salmon)
Lineage: Eukaryota; Metazoa; Chordata; Actinopteri; Salmoniformes; Salmonidae
Product: WD repeat domain phosphoinositide-interacting protein 1-like
Exons: 8
Coding region: 1-732 (243 amino acids)
Biological process (GO): protein localization to phagophore assembly site; autophagy of mitochondrion; protein lipidation
Cellular component (GO): cytosol; extrinsic component of membrane; phagophore assembly site membrane
Molecular function (GO): phosphatidylinositol-3-phosphate binding; phosphatidylinositol-3,5-bisphosphate binding; protein binding
Source: RefSeq, a predicted model, not a curated record
AUGAGUUGUUGUCCCGAAGGCGGGAAGGCAGGUAGCUCUGCUGUGUUGUUAUUCACGGAGGACUCAAACCAGUGGGCGCUGGUCACAGAGGGUCGGACGUCACAGUCAUUGGCAGUGGGAACCAAGACAGGCUAUAAGCUGUUCUCUGUGACCUCAGUGGACAAACUUGACUGCAUCUACGAGAGCGAGACCCCAGACGUGUACAUCGUGGAGCGUUUGUUCUCCAGCAGUCUGGUGGUGGUGGUCAGUCUCUCCAUCCCCAGACGGAUGAACGUCUAUCACUUCAAGAAGGGAACGGAGAUCUGCAACUACAGCUACAGUAACAACAUCCUCUCUGUCAGACUCAACAGACAGAGGCUGGUGGUGUGUCUGGAGGAGUCAGUGUACAUCCACAACAUCAAAGACAUGAAGCUGCUGAGGACCCUUCUCAACACGCCCUCCAACCCCUCAGGUCUGUGUGCUCUGUCCAUCAACCAUUCCAACUCGUACCUGGCCUACCCAGGCAGCUCCACCAUCGGAGAGAUCAUAGUUUACGAUGCCAACAACCUGAGCACUGUCACAAUGAUCCCGGCCCAUGACAGUCCCCUGGCUGCUCUCUCCUUUAACUCGUCAGGCACCAAGCUGGCCAGCGCUUCGGAGAGGGGUACUGUGAUCCGUGUGUUCUCCAUCCCAGAGGGACAGCGUCUGUUUGAGUUCCGCAGAGGGAUGAAGAGGUCAGAGUUCACACAAUAGAACAUAAACUGUAUA